ACCAAGUUAGGAAAAAAAGUAUCAUUAAAAAGAGAGAUCAUAAAACUCUCAGCGAAAAUGAUAUGUACAAAAGUUUUGAUGAUGAUAAUGGCAAUAUGGGUCGUGCCCAUGAUUUACGGUGAUGUAGCCGAACCACGCAGUGGUGGUGGAACCAAAGAACUCGACACUGCUUGGUAUGACGCACGAGCCACAUUUUAUGGUGACAUUCAUGGUGGAGGCACUCAAGACGGAGCUUGUGGAUACGGUGACCCAAACAAAGAAGGCUACGGUUUAGCCACGACGGCGUUGAGCACGGCGCUCUUUAACGACGGGUACACGUGUGGUGCUUGUUAUGAGAUCAUGUGCGCUCGUGAUUCACAAUGGUGUUUGCCCGGGUCGAUCAAUAUCACAGCUACAAAUUUUUGUCCACCAAGUUACUCUAAGACCCAAGACCAGUCGUGCAACCCACCAAACAAACACUUUGAACUCUCCCAACCAAUGUUCCUCAAGAUCGCAAAAGACAAAGCCAAGAAUGUCCCGCUUAGAUACAGACGUGUUCCUUGUGCGAAAACCGGUGGUGUCAAGUUCGAAACCAAAAGAGGCCCACAGAAUCACUUAACGAUCUUGCCUUACAAUGUUGGCGGGGCCGGAGAUAUUAAGGCCGUGGAGGUUAAAGGAAGUAAGACCGGAUGGAUACCGAUGACGAAGAUUUUUGGACAGAUUUGGACCAGUAAAGUCGUGUUAACCGGUCAAGGUAUAUCGUUGAGGAUUAUGACAAGUGAUGGGGUUAGUAAAGAUUUUAUUAAUGUGAUACCACCGAAUUGGGGAUUUGGACAGACUUUUGAUGGAAAGAUUAACUUCUAA
Messenger RNA from Eutrema salsugineum, 843 nucleotides. RefSeq names its product expansin-A22. The transcript is spliced from 2 exons. The record is from RefSeq and is a predicted model, not a curated record. Gene Ontology annotation, biological process: plant-type cell wall organization. Gene Ontology annotation, cellular component: extracellular region. The annotation marks the transcript as partial. NCBI's taxonomy places the organism in Eukaryota, Viridiplantae, Streptophyta, Magnoliopsida, Brassicales, Brassicaceae.